Molecule: messenger RNA, 918 nt
Organism: Struthio camelus australis
Lineage: Eukaryota; Metazoa; Chordata; Aves; Struthioniformes; Struthionidae
Source: RefSeq, a predicted model, not a curated record
AUGACCAGAAGAACCCUCAAAAUAAAGGAGAGCUCCCGCAGCUGCACGCUGGAGCCGGAGAGCAGAAUGCUGGAGAAAAUUCAGAAGGCGCUCACAGUUCAUAACAGAACCAUCAGGGAGCUACUGGCAGAAGCACUGGGGAUGUUCAUCCUGAUGCUCUUUGGCUUGUCUUCUGCUGCUCAAGUGACUUUAGGACGAGGAGAAUUUGGGCAGUAUCUGAGCAUCAAUUUGGGAUUUGGCAUUGGUGUCACCUUGGGGAUCCAUGCAGCUGGAGGAAUCUCUGGAGCUCAUCUGAACGCCUCCAUUACCCUCACUCACUGCCUUUUAGGCAACCUCCCCUGGAAAAAGUUACCAGUUUAUCUGCUCGGCCAGUUCCUGGGCUCCUUUUUGGCAGCAGCUACUGUUUUUGGCAUCUACUACGAUGCACUGUAUGACUAUACCAAGGGGAACUUUACAGUGACGGGACCAACUGCCACAGCGGGGAUCUUCUCCACUUACCCUGCUCCAUACAUGUCCUUGCUGGGAGGCUUCCUCACAGAGUUUAUAGCGACGGUGAUGCUGUUCUUGGGCAUUCUAGUUAUCCAUGAUGAGAAAAAUAACGGAGCCCUGAAGGGCACGCAGGCCCUGCUGACGGGUAUCCUGGUCCUAGGCAUUGGCCUGGCGAUGGGAAUGAACACAGGCUAUGCCAUUAACCCCUCCCGGGACCUGCCCCCAAGGAUUUUCACUGCCAUUGCUGGCUGGGGAAUGGACGUCUUCACGGCUGGACACGGCUGGUGGUGGAUCCCACUCAUAGCUCCAACACUGGGAAGUCUUUUUGGUGUUUUAAUCCACAAACUCUUUAUUGAUUUUCACAAUCAGCCCGUUCUGGAAAGUGGAAAUGAGAAAAGACAGACAGACGUGGAGAUUUCUAGGAUGUGA